CGUCUCCAAAGUGAGGAACCGGCCCAGCAGCUGCGUCCACAAAGCUCCCAGCCCCAUUCGCUCUUCUCCUCACCGACCGAUCCGAUCCGAUCCCCUCUCACUUCUCUCGCUCCGGCCAGCGCCGCCGCCGGCCGCUCCCAGCUCCGGCCGCCUACGCGCUCUCACAUUCCUUUCCUCUCCCUCUACCAUAUGGAGCCUAUCAAACCCACGGCCACCCUAACAGGCAAGAUCCGCGAAUCUGCCGACGACGGAGAUGCGGCGAGCGGAACUAUCGGCAGCCUCCCGUUCCACCUCACGGAGAAGAUCCUCGGCUGCAUCAGCCCGCUCGAGUCGGUGCGGUUCGCCGCCGUCUGCAGGUCCUGGGCGGAGAUCAUCUCCGAGCGGCUAGCGAGACCCACCCCGCACCUGUUCGCGCUCGAGGUCCUCGACGAGGGCCUCCGCGGGGCGAUCUUCUCCAUUCCGAUCGAUGACGGCGGGGAGGACUCGCCCGCGCCGGUGGUCCCGGCCCGGCUGCCGAGCACUGUCAGCGACGCGAAACAUUUUGAGCUAUGUGGCGUCCUGCCCAGCGGCAGAAUCUCCUUUGCGUACAAGAGCAGCCUCGUCCUCGUCAAUCCCGCCACCGGCGCGGUCCGGGGCAUUCAGACGUACGCCCAUCGGAUCAUGUAUCCGACUGAACCUAUGUUUUGCAGCGGCGCCGAGGCCUUCUUCAUUGGCCAGAGUUUCGGGAGGAACUUCUCUCUCUGGUGGUGCACGGAGGGGGAGUGGUCCGAGCGGAAGCUGCUCCUGCCUGAAGACCUCAAAUGUGCCGACGACAUUGAUCUAGUGGCCUACAGCGACGGCGUCUUCUAUGCCAUGCAAAUUUUCGGCUCAACGUACACCAUUGACACUCGUGCGCCGAUGCCGUGGCGCCUGACAAGGCUCAGUGUGCCGAGCAUUCGCGAGCAGCUCGGAGACCGCUUCAUCCGGAACUUCCACCUGCUCGAGUCGGAAGGGGAAGUCAUGUUUGUCGUUCGGGUGCUCGCAACACAAGAACCCGCAUACUCCAAUUCCUUCGGUGGCUAUGAGGUGUAUAGGCUAGAUGUCGAGGGGGCGCGAUGGGUGAAAGUGGAGAGGCUUGCUG
This is a messenger RNA of Triticum aestivum (bread wheat), 1120 nucleotides long. RefSeq lists its product as uncharacterized. Gene Ontology annotation, molecular function: protein binding. The record is from RefSeq and is a predicted model, not a curated record. Lineage: Eukaryota; Viridiplantae; Streptophyta; Magnoliopsida; Poales; Poaceae.